UUUGCAGAGCAGAUGAAAAAUGAGUCACCUUCUCCGGCCUUUCAUGUCUAGCUUCAUUUCCACGAGACAAUUCGCCCUUUCGCCUUCACUUUCUAUUCUUCAUCGUCACACAAGAGCCUUCUGUUGCAAAAUGUCCGGCGACUCAUCUUCUCUAACUCACUCAAUCACUCUCCCAUGCCAACCCGCUCAACCCGUCCGCAUCGUCGCUGCCCCCGGCAUCUCAGAUUUCGAGUUUAGGAAUGCUAUUGAUUCAUAUCUGUUCAAGCAAUGGUUAUCUAACUUACAAAGUGAGACUGGGAUUUUAGCUAAUGGUGCCGUGAUCUUAAAGCAAGUACUCGUGCAGGGAGUGGAUAUGUUUGGAAAGCGGGUAGGUUUUAUCAAAUUCAAAGCAGAUAUCUUUGAUAAGGGAACAGGAAACAAGGUUCCAGGUAUAGUAUUCGCACGAGGACCAGCUGUAGCUGUGCUUAUUCUCCUGGACUCAGAGGGUGAGACUUAUGCUGUUCUUACUGAACAGGUUAGGGUCCCUACUGGGAGAUUUGUACUCGAGUUGCCUGCUGGAAUGUUGGAUGAUGACAAGGGUGAUUUUGUUGGCACAGCAGUGCGUGAGGUUGAAGAGGAAAUUGGUAUUCGUCUUAAUAUAGAGGACAUGGUUGACCUCACAAGUUUUCUGAACCCAUCUUCUGGCUGCAAAGUGUUUCCUUCUCCGGGAGGAUGUGAUGAAGAAAUUAGUAUUUUUCUUUACAGAGGGUGUGUGGACAAAGAGAUUAUCACACAACUGCAAGGAAAAGAAACAGGCCUUCGUGAACAUGGUGAGCUGAUCAAGGUUUGUGUAGUUCCAUACAGAGAACUCUGGCGCAUGACAGCAGAUGCAAAGGCUCUUAUGGCCAUUGCCAUUUACGAAAUGUCCAAGAGAGAAGGACUGCUGCCUCCACUCAAGUCCUAAAGUGUGAAUACUCUGACUGGUUAAUCACUUGUUUGCUGGAAAGAUGGCUCCAAAUUGUUCAUGUUUUUUCAGUGCAGACUAAGUUUCCACUCACCACAAAGUUUUGCUGGGAAAAACUUCAUUCCAGUUUUCUCAGAAUGGGUAUCUAUCAUGGAAAUUAGAUAAUUCUCUUACUUACAAGUUGCAAUAUUUUGUGAACAAUGUAGAGAAUGGAGAUCUUUUUCACAUUACUUUAGGAAGUUGGAAAUGGCGAAUACUGAAGGUGCAGUUUGCCCCUUCAACUGGGUCUGUUUGGGAAGAAAUAACUGGAAGAAGCGGAGUUGGGGGAAAAAAAAGAACAAUCAUUUUAACUAAUGGCAGUUUUAGAGGAAAAAAAUUUGAAAUGUAAUAGUUAUUUAUAAAAAGUUAAACAAUAUUAUAGAAUCAUGAUAUCA
Messenger RNA from Carica papaya (papaya), 1377 nucleotides. NCBI's taxonomy places the organism in Eukaryota, Viridiplantae, Streptophyta, Magnoliopsida, Brassicales, Caricaceae. The record is from RefSeq and is a predicted model, not a curated record.